AUGUCGUCGCUCGUGCCUGUCUGUCGUGUCGUGUAUGUGAGCGGUCCCGCGGUUACGUCGGCGUCGCCCGUCGCGUCCGCGCCGUCUUCCCGAACGUCGACGCCGCUGCGAUGCCCUUCGUCGCCCGGCCGACACUCAAGUCGCGGCGGGGCGGGCCGCGGCCUCGACGCGAGGCGAGACGAGGCGAUCGCGAUGUCGCCGAGCCGCGCGUGA
Leptosia nina is the source of this 213-nucleotide messenger RNA. The record is from the annotation of a GenBank genome assembly. Lineage: Eukaryota; Metazoa; Arthropoda; Insecta; Lepidoptera; Pieridae.